This is a messenger RNA of Onthophagus taurus, 4654 nucleotides long. RefSeq names its product putative leucine-rich repeat-containing protein DDB_G0290503. Lineage: Eukaryota; Metazoa; Arthropoda; Insecta; Coleoptera; Scarabaeidae. The record is from RefSeq and is a predicted model, not a curated record.
CAGUUCGUUUAGCGCCGCCGCGAACGGAUCGUUCGUUUCGGUCCCCAUUUAAUUAUUUUAUUUUUUUCUCUCCAUUAUCCGUCUCAAAAAUUUAUCUACAACAACCCACAUAAACUAUGUAAACCGAAAAAUAACAAUCGAAUUUAAAAUCUAAAAACCGCCAUUUAGAGCUUGCUGUGAUCCGUUUUAAGAAAAGAGUUAUAUUAUGGUGGUGUUUGAGUGUUUGAAACUUGAUUUUUAGCGUUUGUGGUGUUUCGAAGGUGAAUUAAAAGAGAUUUCCACUGGUGGAGAAUGUUCGGGGUGUUGAAGCGUAGAUGGAAGCCCAAAAGGGCAUCAAAUGGAGAAAUAACAACAAUCGAAGGCGGCGGCGGUCACGAAAAACCACGACUAACGCCAUCUGCGCGUCAAGUGCACCCCGUUUCGGAUGAAAAAACUCACGUCCUGGCCGCCUACGAAAAAAACGUCGUUGAAGUACGUUCGAAACGUGGGGCACCACCGCCCCCUAUGAUAGAUUUAAAUGCAAGUCCCCCGCCGUAUCCGAAACGUGCUAGUUUAGAAUCGAAUCCAAGUCCGACAACCUACCCUUUAGCGCCGAAUAUCGUUGUAGAGGGCGGAAGGAUCGAAUUCGCUAAACAACCGUUAGAUGGCGGCGGUUUCGUUUAUGACGUUGACGUCGUGACGCCGCCUGCUACACCUCGACUUGGUGCUCGGAUAACCGUUACUAGAGGGCAGCAAACGAUCGAUGUUGAGGGUGAUGAUGAAAAGUGUGAUGAAGUUAAGGAACAAUUGGAGAUUAGAGUUUUAGAAUUAGAGACGGCCUUGGAGAUGGCAAGAAAAACUGAGUUGAAGGACAAGCAGGCCUUGGCGAAAAUUCAGCGCCAAUUGUCAAGGAGGGAAGCGACUCAAAGAGAUGCGGACCGUGAAAGACGAAUGCGUGCCGAUAGUGAGGCCAGGGCCAAACAGGCUGUACAAGAAGCAGCGAGAUGCAGAUCAAGGCUCAAGUUACUUACUAGUGAAUUUGCAAGAAUGGAAGAAUCAGUUAGAUCUAUGCUCGUUUAUAAAAAGCAAGCCGAACAAUUAAGACAAGAAAAAAUAGCUUUAACUGCUGCUUUUGAGAAUCGGUGCCAACAGUAUCAAAACACAGUCGCAAGAUUAAACCAAGAAAUUUUUACGCUUCGCCAACAAUUAGAACAAGUUACAAAUUCAUCCCAAGAAGGUUUACUUCAAGCUCAAUCGGCCGCUUUACAUCGACAAGCUGAAGAAUCUCGCAAACAAUACGAAAGGUGCUUAGACGACGUUGCUAAUCAAGUUGUUAAAGCUUUAUUAGCACAAAAGGGUUUAAGAGAAGAAGUUGGUAAUUUAAAUAACAAAAUACUCGAAUUAGAAAAUCAAAAUCGAGCUCUAACUUCAAUGUUAGUCCACCAAUUACGCGGUGACAUCUCGGAAAGUGAUCAAAACCUUUCUAGGUUAGCUUUAGAAGACAAACAAUCUGAUAAUAACACUUCCGCUGACGUUUCUCCUACGAAUCUAAUGAAAUCGAGCCUUAAUUUCAAAAAUUGUAGCUCGUUUAAUUCGGAGUUUCUUUUACCGUCGCCGAAUUAUAACGAAGAAUCAUCUUCGUCGCCGGAAAGGGUGGUUAGUCGUAUCGAAAAGAGAUUAUCCGCGGGUUCGGAUAUUUUAGAUACGCGAUUUUCUUUGGAAGAUAAAAAAAGACAUCAAGUUUUAACGCGGCUUUGGACCGAACUAAAAGGAACGGAGGUAACCCCAAAAAGACUAAUUGAAGCUUUAAGUAGCGUUGAUUCAACACUUUGGGUACCACCACAACGCCCGGUUUCUUUAAAUCUUCAAUUACCAAUAUUACAAGCUGCGAAAUACAGGAGAUCGCGACCGGUUUUAGCACAUCAAAGUAGUAACUCAAAAAGUGAAGAAGAAACAACCGGAAACGAAUCGCCGGAAAGUAACGGAAAUAGAGACGAGGGGUACUCAACUAUGUCUUCAGAUGUUCAAGCCGAAGUUACACGAGGAUCCGGUGGUGAUGCAUCACAAGGACGGGGAUUGGAAGAUUUAAAAGAGGAAGAAUUAUUAGGCGGUGGUGAAACUAGACUUUUGGUAACUGACAAUAAAGAUCCGGAUAUUCUUUACAUUCCGUUUAAUUUACUUAAUUUGAAACCAAGAAAUAGUUUUCCACCUGGUAAAGAUAUUAUACCUUUUCAACAUAUCGUUAGAAGCUUUUCUGAUUCACAUCUUUGUAUUAAAAUUACUACAUCACCAAGUCCUUAUUAUACUUUUACAUCACCUAUUUCAAGUAGUCCAAGUAUUGUUUUAGUUGAUAUUACUGAGAAGACAAUAAAUCCUUUAAGAAGAACGAAAGGAACCGCUAGUUUAUUAGUUUCUUCAACUGGAAAUCCAAUUGAAUGUCUUCAUGAAGAAACAACAUCACCACACUCAUGGUCGAGUAUAGCAGAAGAACGUUUAGAAUGUUCAACAUGGGACGCGGAAUACAUUCAACAUUGGUUAAGAUUAGAUGAAACUCGCACAACUCUCCAACAACACCGCGAUUUAUUUGAAUUAGAAUACGAUCGAACUGAAUUGGAAGAUUGGAGUUUAUCGUUAUCAAACGAUGAUAUAAGAGAAAAUUGGAAAAGAGAUGCUACGACUCCGGGUCAAAUUUCUUUAGCGACUUUACCGAGUAUCCAAGAAAAUAAUACUUUAGAAUUAGAGGAAGAUUCGAACGAGUGUUUAUGGAAUAAUCCGAGUUAUUUAAUGGAUAAGGAAGGUCAUGAAAUCGUAACUUUAUUAAUGGAUAAUGGAAAUACAGAGAAACAAUGGCCUUACGCUAUUAAUAAUCACGUUAAUGGGGUUCAAAAUUCGCCUGAUAAUAGUUGGAGUAGUGGUGGGUCUGAUUGUUGUCCAUCUCACGAACCGGAAACUUGUUCGAAACGAUCAUCGGCGGCUUUAAGUGGGUGUAGUGAUGAUACGGGGGAAUUACCGAUGAUCGGAACUGAUUUUACUAGAGAUUUUUAUAGACUGGUUAAAUUUGAAAGUACGAAAAGCUUAGCUUCGACGUCUUCGAGGAGUCUUGGGGGUGCUUUAUCAGAAGCAGGAGAUAGAGAUACAGCAUUACAAAACGUUUUAACAUUUAUAGCGGAACAACAAAAAUACGUAACUCAACAAAGAGAUAAUUCAUCAACGACAGUUAGUGAAAUCACCAAAGAAUUUAACAUUGAAGCUCCUCCUCAAGAAAGAGACGAAAUUAAAUUAGAUUGUGAUUAUAUUAGUAAUAAAUCAAGUUCGACGAAUUCGGAACUAUCAAAAAUUUCCGACGAAGAAAACGUUAUUACAGUUGAAUGUAAAAACGAACAAAAUUUAAAUCCAAUUGAUGUAGAAAUAAAAGAUGUGAUGUAUGCUGAAGAAAUAUGUUUAGUAACUCCCAUAGAUAUUGAAAGUGAAAAUUGUUCAAAUUUAAGUGAACAACCCGUUGAUAUUUGUAGUAGUGUAAGUGUUGAAAUAAUGGGUAGAGAAAAAAACGAAGAAUUCAACGAUUUAAUAGAAAACGAUUCCUCUUCACUCAACGAAUUGAUAAACGAUCUAACUAAUAGCGAUACAACUAACAACAUGAGUGAAUCGAUGACUUCUUCAAACAGCACACCCGAUACUGUAAUUUCAAAGAUACCCAGAAGAAAAUAUUUGCCGUCGAAAAUCCCGGUCAGUCCAGCUAAAAACGUUGAAUCUAAUAGUAAUAAAAUAAAAAGCAAAAUUCCGGCUAAAAAUUCGAAAAUUUCGCGUCCAAAAACUCCGGCCCAGAAACAAAAAUUAAUUAAAAUUGAAAAUGAUAUUCAUCAAGCGAAACAGCAUGUAAUAACGGCGGAAAAACUUCCUCAACCGACAUCGGGGGUUAUUAGUAAUAUUAUUGAUGGCCCCCCGCAUCGAGCCGUUAGUUUUCACGAACGAGCCACCUCCAAAGAUGUUAUUGAUGAAUUAAAUCGGAUGAUAAAAAAUGGGGAAGAAGGCGAAGCGAUUGAGAAUGUUAAUGUUACAAUGGAUGAGGCGUGUAGACCUACGGGGUGGGUUCAUGUCGAACAGCAAGAAGUUGAUUUAAAUGAUCCAAAGGCUAGAGCAAACAUUUUAGACAUAAUGAUGACGUCCGUUUCGAGUGAUUCAUCACCAACAUCAUCUUGUGGGGGAAGUGUUACAAGCGAAUCAACAGAAGAACCUCCUGAUUAUGGCCAAUUACAUAGAAUACAUCGAUUUCAUCGACAAAAAAAAGCACACGCAGCCAGACCGGAAAUGAUGGCGGUCGUUAGAGCUUCGAUGCCACCAGCUCGACCUUCAAUAAUUGGUCGGCCGGAUUUUUUUGUGCGUUAUGGUGAGAAGGAACGUGAAGCGGUCGCUAGUUUUGAUUUUCUCGAUGAAUUAACAACGACGAGUAGCAGUUGUUGUUCCGUUGAAGAGGAUUCUUUGCCAAUCGAUGAAGUUAUAUUCAAUAAUAAUAAAACUGAAAGCGUUGUGUAACAAAAAAAAAAUAUCUUCAGUAGAAAAUCAAAAAGAAAUGAUUAAAAAUUAAUAAAAACGUGAAUGUGUACCUAUUUAAAGAGAAUUAAAAAAAAUUAAAAAAAUAACUUUCUUUUUUGUUGUAUUUUUUGAAUUAUUAUUU